Messenger RNA from Gekko japonicus, 2110 nucleotides. RefSeq names its product phosphoglucomutase 3 (gene PGM3). The record is from RefSeq and is a predicted model, not a curated record. NCBI's taxonomy places the organism in Eukaryota, Metazoa, Chordata, Lepidosauria, Squamata, Gekkonidae. Gene Ontology annotation, molecular function: magnesium ion binding; phosphoacetylglucosamine mutase activity. Bases 64 to 1695 code for a protein of 543 amino acids. Gene Ontology annotation, biological process: carbohydrate metabolic process; UDP-N-acetylglucosamine biosynthetic process; hemopoiesis. The transcript is spliced from 13 exons.
CGGAAGAGCUGGUCGGAGAGGUAGUAGCCACGUUCGCGGGCUGAGCUGUUGGGCGGUGCAGUAAUGGACUUUGAUACUGUUACAAAGUACUCAGCACUUCAUGCGAAGCCUCUUGGGCUUUCCUCUCAAUAUGGAACAGCUGGAUUCCGUACCAAGGCAGAGAACCUCAACCAUACCAUGUUUCGCAUGGGCUUGCUGGCCGUAUUGAGGUCCAAGCAGACAAGAGCCACAAUUGGAGUAAUGGUUACAGCCUCUCACAAUCCAGAAGAAGACAAUGGUGUGAAGUUGAUUGAUCCUUUGGGUGAAAUGUUGGCACCUUCCUGGGAAAAACAUGCAACGUACUUGGCCAAUGCAGAAGAUCCUGAACUGCAGAUUGUGCUGUCUGAUAUUUGCCAGAAGGAAGCAGUGGACCUUCAGCACAAUGCCUUUGUUGUUAUUGGCAGAGACACUAGAUCUAGCAGCAAGAAGCUUUCUGAGUCAGUAGUUGACGGUGUGUCUGCCCUUGGAGGACAAUACCAUGACUAUGGCUUAGUGACAACACCACAGCUACAUUACAUGGUUUGCUGCCGAAAUACUCAUGGGAACUAUGGGACAGCAACAGUGGAAGGCUACUACCAAAAGCUAUCCAAGGCUUUUACAGAGCUUACUAAACAGGCUGUCAGCCAAAGGGAUGGUCAUGUGUGUUUGAAGGUAGAUUGUGCCAAUGGUAUAGGGGCUCUGAAACUCAAAGAACUGGAACACUACCUUCCAGGAUGCCUUAGGAUACACAUAGACAAUGAUGGAUCGAAAGGCAAACUCAAUCACUUAUGUGGAGCUGAUUUUGUGAAAGUGCAUCAAAAACCUCCUGUGGGCCUGGAAAUGAAGACUGGUGAAAGAUGCUGCUCAUUUGAUGGUGAUGCUGACCGAAUAGUCUACUACUAUAUGGAUACUGCUGGCCGUUUCCACCUUCUAGAUGGAGAUAAAAUAGCAACUCUGAUCAGUACCUUCCUUAAAGAACUUCUGGUGAAGACUGGGCAAACUUUAACAUUGGCUGUAAUACAAACAGCAUAUGCCAAUGGGAGUUCUACACGUUACUUGGAAGAAAACAUGAAGGUGCCUGUCCACUGUGCCAAAACAGGAGUGAAGCACUUGCAUCACAAGGCCCAGGCGUUUGAUGUUGGAGUUUACUUUGAAGCAAAUGGUCACGGCACUGUAUUAUUCAGUAAAACCGCGGAAGAGAAAAUAAGACAUCAGGCAGAAAAUGAAAAAGACAACCGAAAAAGAGAAGCUGCAAAGAUGCUUGAAAAUAUGAUUGAUUUGAUAAAUCAGGCAGUUGGAGAUGCCAUCUCAGACAUGUUAGUGAUUGAAGCCAUCUUGGCUUUGAAGAACUUCACAGUACAACAGUGGGAUGCCAUAUACACAGACCUUCCAAACCGGCAACUCAAAGUGAAGGUUGCUGACAGACGAGUGAUUGACACUACAGAUGCUGAAAGACAGGCAAUUACCCCCCCAGGGCUGCAAGAGAAAAUCAAUGCCCUUGUGAAGAAGAAUAAAUGGGCUCGAGCUUUUGUUCGCCCCUCUGGAACAGAAGAUGUAGUCAGAGUCUACGCUGAAGCAGACAUGCAGGAGAAUGCUGAUAACCUUGCAUAUGAAGUCAGCUUGGCUGUUUAUCAUUUAGCUGGAGGAGUUGGAGAAGAACCCAAGCCUGUAGGUUGAAGGCACCACUGUUGUUCUUCAAGAUGGACUGUAAACUGUGCUCUCUUGAUUUUUUCUUAUUUCUGUACCUUUGUCAUAUGUACACUUAAUCUCUCCUUAUAUAUAAAGCUGUUUUGGUCGUGGACUCUUGAACAUGCUCCCAAAUCAGUUGACCGGCUGGUGUGUCGCUCAAAUGGCGUCUCUACCCACUGGCUUGCGUGGCUGCCUGCGUUGCCGUCGUCCCGGCCUCAGUCUGCUCACAGCUGGCACCCGGCCCAGAUGCUCCAGUGGACGUCCGCUUCUCAGGCCGAUCCCUAUCCUGCCAGCGCCACAGCAGACAUCGUUGGCCAAGCCCGACUGCAGGUACCCGCCUGGCCUGUGAACGGAUGGGGGCCAGCGGGCACAAAGCCAGGGCCGGGCCCUUGCAUUGCCCCUU